CGGCGCACUCACGGUAGGUUGAACCGGCUGAGGUCCAUAGCAAUUUGACAGCUUCACAGGUGAGACAACCGUCCAGAGGCUGUUUCACUUUACAUUCCAGUUUUUCCCCUGAGCACUGUUCACUGUGAGCCUGGGGUUGUCACACUCAAAAAACAACCAUUCGAAGUCAAACCAUUCCGGCAGCAUGAGCAAAAAGAAAAAGGACUGGAAGACUGAAAAAGAGAGACUGCUCCGUCUAGAUCGAGAGGAGAGACGCAAGGAGUAUCGUCGUCAAGAUUUUAUAUCUUUGGACAAGAUCCCAGCCUGGAGGGAGGAAACUAGACCCAAUGACAAAGAGGAGGUGAAGGAGCUGACAGAUGGAGGAGGCCCAAGAAAUAAAGUAUCUCUCUACAAAGGAGAUAUUACCGUCUUGGAGGUGGAUGCCAUAGUCAAUGCUGCAAAUUCCAGUCUUCUGGGAGGAGGGGGAGUGGAUGGCUGCAUACACAAAGCGGCGGGGUCCUGUCUGUAUGAUGAGUGCAACUCACUAAAUGGCUGUGAAACCAGCAAAGCCAAGAUCACCUGCGGCUACGAUCUCCCUGCAAAAUAUGUGAUCCACACCGUGGGCCCGGUGGCCAGAGGUCAUGUGGGCCCUACCGAGUCCAACGACCUCACCUCCUGCUACCAGAACUCCCUCAGGCUGAUGAAGGAGAAUGACUUGAGCACUGUGGCCUUCCCAUGUAUAUCCACAGGCAUCUAUGGUUUUCCGAAUGAGCCUGCAGCUGACAUCGCUCUCAAAACAGUAAAGAGCUGGAUCGACGAGAAUCCUGAUAUGAUCACAAGGGUCAUUUUCUGUGUCUUCCUCGAGACCGACUUUGCCAUCUACAAGAAGAAGAUGUCUGUCAUUUUCCCAGACAAUGACAUGGAGGUUACAGAGGAGCAGCUGAAGGAAGGUAAAGAAGAAAUAGAUGAUGAAGAAGAGGGUGACAAUGAUGCUGCGGGAAAUGAAGACGUGGAAAUGGAGAGUCAAAACCCAGAUGGAAAUUCAGGAAACCAGGAGCCAAAUCAAGAAAAGGAUAAGGAUGAAAAGGAAACCCAGGAGAAAGAUGAAGACGUAGGAAUAGAUAACGACGAAGAGAAAGAUGAAGACAAAGGCAUUGAAAACAAUAAAGAGGAAGAUAAAGGCAAAGCAGAGGAAGAGCAGCCUGCUGCAAAGGCAGAAGAUGACGACACAGCAAAGCCCACUGUGGAGAUGGAAGAUGAAUCUGAGACGAACAGCACUGAAACCAGCAAUGGAGAGGAGAUGAAAGAUCCUGUGGAGAGCUCAGAAGAACCUGAUUCCAUUCUUACUGACAGCAUUCAGUCCAAAGACACUGUUGAGAAGAAAGAAUAAGCAGCCGAAGGAAGGACAAUCGACCUCAUCUGACAGCCAGCAAAACUGUGCGAAGGCCCCCCCCCCCCGGCGUCAGGAGGCUCAUGUCAGCAUGGCCCCGGACAACCAGUCACUCACAAGAUGCUCACAUCCCCAACUUUAUUUAGCUUCUUCCCUCCCUCUUAAGAAACUACUCAUCCCUGAAGUAUGUGUGUACUAUAUGUAUGUAUGUACAAAAACCUUACCAUAGGACUUGAACAUAUCAACCCGAUAAGAUGAGCCAUAUCUCACUGUGUGUCAGAGUCAUGUAUCAUUUAGAGAUAAAGCAGGUUCAAGUCUCUUUCUGUGAUCCCCCCCCCCCUCUGUGGGAGCAUGGUGAGUCUGUCAGAGGACCCCCCCCACCACACAGCUCCUUAUAUCCAGGCUGGGUGAUGCUUAACAUCUACCGUCCUUUUGUUCUCACAAUGCCAAACAGUCAUGAUGACAUUCAGCAGUGGAAUACCUGACAACACGCUGACACCUGCCAUGUCUCCUCACACACUUCUGCAGCCCCAUUGUUUAGUCAAAUCAGACCCUUGAUUCUGACCACAGUCUGUAAGGCGGCAGUCAUUCCCCGGCCGUUAUCUGUAAACAUCACUGAUCGAUCUGAUCUGCGCCGCCGCUGUUACUGCAGCUUGACUCGUAUAACCAAGAAACUUCAUCAAGGCCAACGUACACUAACCAGGAAUUGAGUGUCUGUUAACAAAUCAAUUGGUUCUUUUCCCUCUUUUUCUUUGCAGUUUCCAGUGCAUGCCAGAACAAAUUGCUUUGAACUUCAUCCCACAUUAACAGGAAUUACAGUCCUCUUCGCUUUUGCUUGUCUACUUAUCAGAUUGUCUAUAAUUGUAUUGAAGGAAUCUGCCUUAUUUCAUAUCAAACUAUUGAAAUCACAAUCACAGACCGAAGGAGGUGGUCAGAGUAUGGAUUCUUGGUUGUGUAUUGCUUGCAGAUGAUUUGUAAUUUUAAGUACGUCAUGCGAUGGCUAAUGCCUGUUAAAGGUCUCUUGUGUUUCCCUCAGUUGAUUUUAAAACAUGCUUUUGGUUUCUUUUUAAUGUUGGUAUGAUUCAUGAAUAUUCUUUCAGUGGAGCCAUACUAAAGAUCCGAUUCAUUGAAGUUCUACGAAAUGAUGCCUUCAUACUUUCGAUGUUUGCUUUGCUAAACUAUAACUGAAACAACUAAUAAAAUGUAAAGGUGGAAGCCAUGUCUCAGCUUU
Molecule: messenger RNA, 2600 nt
Organism: Gymnodraco acuticeps
Lineage: Eukaryota; Metazoa; Chordata; Actinopteri; Perciformes; Bathydraconidae
Gene: macrod2
Product: mono-ADP ribosylhydrolase 2
Exons: 17
Coding region: 185-1369 (394 amino acids)
Biological process (GO): peptidyl-glutamate ADP-deribosylation; purine nucleoside metabolic process; DNA damage response
Cellular component (GO): nucleoplasm
Molecular function (GO): ADP-ribosylglutamate-[protein] hydrolase activity
Source: RefSeq, a predicted model, not a curated record